AUGGUGCCACAUGCCAUCUUGGCACGGGGGAGAGACGUGUGCAGGCGGAAUGGACUACUCAUCCUGUCUGUGCUGUCUGUCAUCGUGGGCUGCCUCCUUGGCUUCUUCUUGAGGACCCGGCGCCUCUCACCACAGGAAAUUAGUUACUUCCAGUUCCCUGGAGAGCUCCUGAUGAGGAUGCUGAAGAUGAUGAUCCUGCCACUGGUGGUCUCCAGCUUGAUGUCCGGACUUGCCUCCCUGGAUGCCAAGACCUCCAGCCGCCUGGGCGUCCUCACCGUGGCGUACUACCUGUGGACCACCUUCAUGGCUGUCAUCGUGGGCAUCUUCAUGGUCUCCAUCAUCCACCCAGGCAGCGCGGCCCAGAAGGAGACCACGGAGCAGAGUGGGAAGCCCAUCAUGAGCUCAGCCGAUGCCCUGUUGGACCUCAUCCGGAACAUGUUCCCAGCCAACCUAGUAGAAGCCACAUUCAAACAGUACCGCACCAAGACCACCCCAGUUGUCAAGUCCCCCAAGGUGGCACCAGAGGAGGCCCCUCCUCGGCGGAUCCUCAUCUACGGGGUCCAGGAGGAGAAUGGCUCCCAUGUGCAGAACUUCGCCCUGGACCUGACCCCGCCGCCCGAGGUCGUUUACAAGUCAGAGCCGGGCACCAGCGAUGGCAUGAACGUGCUGGGCAUCGUCUUCUUCUCUGCCACCAUGGGCAUCAUGCUGGGCCGCAUGGGUGACAGCGGGGCCCCCCUGGUCAGCUUCUGCCAGUGCCUCAAUGAGUCAGUCAUGAAGAUCGUGGCAGUGGCUGUGUGGUAUUUCCCCUUCGGCAUUGUGUUCCUCAUCGCCGGCAAGAUCCUGGAGAUGGACGACCCGAGGGCCGUCGGCAAGAAGCUGGGCUUCUACUCGGUCACCGUGGUGUGCGGGCUGGUGCUCCACGGGCUCUUCAUCCUGCCCCUGCUCUACUUCUUUAUCACCAAGAAGAAUCCCAUCGUCUUCAUCCGCGGCAUCCUGCAGGCCCUGCUCAUCGCGCUGGCCACCUCCUCCAGGAAGAACCAAGUGAGAGCACUGCAGUGCCCGUGGUCCUUCCCUCCUGCCAGAGCAGCGCCACAGGGGCACAAACACUCCUAGCGGGGUGGCUGCCUGGGGCAGGGUGAGCUUCCCGACGGAGGCCCCAGCCAUCCUGGAGGAGGGUGCUGGGCAGACACCGGCCCCUCUAACCGUAGCUCAGCCACACUGCCCAUCACCUUCAAGUGCCUGCUGGAGAACAACCACAUCGACCGGCGCAUCGCGCGCUUCGUGCUGCCCGUGGGUGCCACCAUCAACAUGGACGGCACUGCGCUCUACGAGGCCGUGGCCGCCAUCUUCAUCGCCCAGGUCAACAACUACGAGCUGGACUUUGGCCAGAUCAUCACCAUCAGUAUCACAGCCACUGCAGCCAGCAUUGGGGCAGCUGGCAUCCCCCAGGCCGGCCUCAUCACCAUGGUCAUCGUGCUCACCUCCGUGGGACUGCCCACCGAUGACAUCACCCUCAUCAUUGCCGUUGACUGGGCUCUGGACCGUUUCCGCACCAUGAUUAACGUGCUGGGUGAUGCGCUGGCAGCGGGGAUCAUGGCCCAUAUAUGUCGGAAGGAUUUUGCUCGGGACACAGGCACCGAGAAACUGCUGCCCUGCGAGACCAAGCCAGUGAGCCUCCAGGAGAUCGUGGCAGCCCAGCAGAAUGGCUGUGUGAAGAGUGUAGCCGAGGCCUCCGAGCUCACCCUGGGCCCCACCUGCCCCCACCACGUCCCCGUUCAAGUGGAGCAGGACGAGGAGCCACCCACUGCGAGUCUGGACCACUGCACCAUCCAGAUCAGCGAGCUGGAGACCAAUGUCUGAGCCUGCAGAGCUGCAGGAGCGGGCGAGACCUCCAGGGGCAGGGUCCUGAGGCAGGAACUCAACUCUCCAACCCUCCUGAGCAGUCGGCAGGGGCCAGGAUCACACAUUCUUCUCACCCUUGAGAGGCUGGAAUUAACCCCGCUUGACGGAAAAUGGAUCUCAGAGAAGGGAAAGGCUGCAUGGGGGAGCCCC
Molecule: messenger RNA, 2052 nt
Organism: Pongo pygmaeus (Bornean orangutan)
Lineage: Eukaryota; Metazoa; Chordata; Mammalia; Primates; Hominidae
Gene: SLC1A7
Product: solute carrier family 1 member 7
Exons: 11
Biological process (GO): L-glutamate transmembrane transport
Cellular component (GO): plasma membrane
Molecular function (GO): glutamate:sodium symporter activity; neutral L-amino acid transmembrane transporter activity; L-glutamate transmembrane transporter activity
Source: RefSeq, a predicted model, not a curated record